Cuscuta europaea is the source of this 681-nucleotide messenger RNA. The record is from the annotation of a GenBank genome assembly. NCBI's taxonomy places the organism in Eukaryota, Viridiplantae, Streptophyta, Magnoliopsida, Solanales, Convolvulaceae.
GCCAAAACUCAAAAAGCCACUAAACAUAGCGUUUAGGCAUUGGCAUUUCCGUUUAUCCUUCGAUUUUCCUUAUUUGCCCGCACCUUCUCUUCCCAUAACUGUACAACUUCCUUCUCUAAUUCAAUCGACCCAACCUCUAUUGUUUUCAUUCCCAGCAAAUCAUCGGACAAGCAUCUCCGUGCUUUUGCAGUUUGCUCAACGUUUGUACUGCCCCUGGUUGUUGAGAAAGUCGGUAUUGCCUGCAAAGAUUUCGGUUUCUUCCAGGGAGAAAACAUGUCAAAGCAGAGGCGGAGCAAGCGGGAUCCCACCAGGGUCCCAAGCGCAGUCAUUUUUUACAUGCAAAUUAUUAUCAGUACGCGUCUCAUGCAAGUUUUGAUCUCGGUCAUUAACCACAACAUCCCACCUUCAGUAAUAAAUGGCGCCUUAGAUGCAGCAAAGGCAUUCUUUAAUAUGUCAAGUGAAGAAAAAAUGCAGCUGAUGUCAGAUGAUGUUUGGAAACCAGUGAGAUAUGGCACCAGUCUUAACCAUGUCAAAGAUAGAGUCCACUUCUGGAGAGACUUCAUCAAACAGUAUUGCAAUCCAAUCUCUGAAUGGAUUGAUUUGUGGCCUUCAAACCCUGCAUGCUACAGGGAGCAAAUGGGAAACUAUGCAGAGGCAGUGCAUGAAUUACAAAAGACGCUA